Molecule: messenger RNA, 1191 nt
Organism: Suillus plorans
Lineage: Eukaryota; Fungi; Basidiomycota; Agaricomycetes; Boletales; Suillaceae
Exons: 6
Coding region: 1-1191 (396 amino acids)
Source: RefSeq, a predicted model, not a curated record
AUGCAUUGGCAGGUGUUAAACAGCGCGGGAGUAGGAAGGACCAAGACCAAGCUGGGCUUUGAUGAGCCUGAGAUCGGUAGUAUCGAGGCCUUUGAGAAGCUUUGGUGCCCAGAAGCAGAUGCUGUGAAGGCCUUCCUGGUACAGAUCAUGUGCGGAGUUCGAAGAUGGCUGAGCAUUGCCCAUCCCCACACGAUGCCUUCCGAUCGCAAGCAAGUUGUCGUACUCUAUGCAGAGAUGAAGUUGCAGAAAUCUAUAGACUUACCAGGUAGCUCAACUGUUGCCAGAGCCAAGGAGGAGGGGAUGAUGGCAAUCAGGGAUCACUUGAAUAUCCUUCCCGGUGUGCCGCAUGUCUCCCUAGACCCCGAUUGUACCGAUUUUUACCCAGCUCCAAAGGACGAUAAUACCAUCAUGCGCAGUCUAGAGGGUAAUCUGACGAUGGUUGUGUACCCAGAACCUCCUAAAGGACAGUGCUUGACACCCUCGCCCUUCGUCGAUGCUCUUCAAUCUGCUAUCCAUGAUGUACGAAACUUCAAGGCUCAGAAAAAUGCUGCAUCGUUGAUUAGAGAGGAGAGCCCUAAGUGUAAUGUCAAACCAGUUGGCAUUGACACCCUUCUUCGUAGAUUUGAGGCAAUGGAGAAAAGGUUUGAGUGUGACAUAGCUGAGCUGAAAUGGGACAAUGCCGAGCUGAAGCAGGAUAAUGCCGAGCUAAAGCGGGACAACGCUGAGCUAAAGCGGGACAAUGCCGAACUGAGUGAUAGAAUCGAUGAAACUAUUAGAGCUGUUUUGGGUGAUAAAGUCGCAAUCAAUAAGAUCCGCCGGCGGGUACUCCUUGACAUGGGUCGUGAUCAGCUGGCAGUCAUAUGCGGGCACAAGAACUGGAGAGAGUGGAAAGAGAUGAAGGCCACAUCAACCGAAGGAGAUGAUUUCGCUGUCCGCACCGUGAUGAUGACCGAAGCGGAGAUGAUACUUCGGGAUUCAAAUGACCUGUCAGAAUAUUGGAAGGCUGUUGGGCAGGAUCAUUCGACUCUACGGCUGCUCAUUCAUCGUAACCACAUCCGGAUUUACGCAGAUAUUGCAGUGCACUCUUCUAUGGAGAAGAAUAUUGCGGAGAGUGUUCUGGCUCUGGCCGCUCCAGGCGACAGGACUCAUAUGACUACUAUAUUCUGCGCAGUUUUCGAUAAAGAACUAUGA